AUGGAACUCCAUCCCGACUACCGAGAUGUUUUGUACGAGAUUCAGGAUCUUGAUCUGCCGCAGGACGACUUCAAUUCGACUUUAAAAGACCAAAUCAUUAACGAUGGCGAGUUCCUCAGUUUUGUGAUCAUAUUGCACGACCUCGUUGGCUACCUGUUCUUCUUAGGUAUGUACGGAGGUCGUCCAUGGAUUCAUGCAUCACCUUACGUCCCUGCCCGGUGGGCGGAAGAAGUGAACGAGAAACGCAAAUUGUUCGAAGCUGGAACGGGGGAUCAAUCCAUCCCUGGGCAACAGAAUCACUUCACAGACCAUCUUAGUUUCCCUAUCGAAGGAGGUCUUAAGCUGGAGGCGAUAGAAAGGAAGACACGCUCCGAAGAGAUUUUACUAUGGAAUCUUGAAAUAUCCAUCAAGGACACGAGAAAGCAGGCAGCACUGUGGCAACUCAUGCACGGGGAGAUGUGGAUUUGA
This is a messenger RNA of Alternaria incomplexa, 468 nucleotides long. RefSeq lists its product as uncharacterized. The record is from RefSeq and is a predicted model, not a curated record. The coding region runs from base 1 to 468 and encodes 155 amino acids. The transcript has a single exon. NCBI's taxonomy places the organism in Eukaryota, Fungi, Ascomycota, Dothideomycetes, Pleosporales, Pleosporaceae.